AUGUCAGGCAACACCAUUGAGGAUGUGGUCAAAAGGCUGAGCACGCCUGAGACAGAACUCCGGGUCAAGGCAGAAGCUGCGACAACACUGCGCGACAGUCUUGACCACUAUGUCACCGGCCAGACCUACCCACUCUUCCUCAAGAGGAUGAUGCCCAUCUUCCUCAACAUUCUGAGAGGGCCAUGCGUUUUCCACACGAAGCCACUAGACCAGGCGAACCUCCAGAAGCUGCGCAAUUGCAUCCUGGAUAUCCUCCACCGAUUACCGACGAGUCCCAGCCCUCCCGAGCCCUUUGAACCGUUUGCCGAGGAGGUCGUGGACCUUCUCAUGGAUCUGGUCAGAAAUGACAAUGAAGACAACGCAAUCCUUUGUGUGAAGAUUGUAUCGGAUAUCAUGCGACACCAGCAUAAGGUGCUGGCCGGCAAGGUGCAACCGUUCUUGAAUUUGAUUCAGGAACUAUUUGAUCAAGCGGGCCGAGUGGUGCGUGAGCAGCUUGACAACACCCCAGCCACGGGGAAUCUGGCUGGGAAUCUUCCCGGGGCACCAUCCACCCCUGGGAGUUCUCAGACUACCUUCCUGCAGCACCAGCAGUCCCCUCGGCCGGGUUCUCCUGUGGUCCCAGGCCAGGACUUCGCCCCAGAGACUGGCCAGCAGCCUGGCCGGCCCCUGCUGAAAGGAAUGCAAUCCUUCAAGGUCCUGUCAGAAUGCCCCAUCAUCGUGGUGUCUAUCUUUCAGGUCUACCGGAACACGGUCAACCACAAUGUCAAAUUAUUUGUGCCUUUGAUCAAGUCUGUCCUUCAACUUCAGGCUACGGCCCAGGAGCAGGCACACAAGGAUGCCGCAGCCAGGGGCACCAUCUUCACCGGGGUCAGCCCAAACAUUAAGAAUCGGGCAGCCUUUGGGGAGCUUAUCACUGCCCAGGUUAAGACUAUGAGCUUUCUGGCCUAUCUGCUCCGCCAAUACUCCCAACAACUAAGCGACUUCCUCCAAUACCUCCCCGAUAUUGUGGUGCGACUUCUGAAGGAUUGCCCACGAGAAAAAUCGACCGCCCGGAAGGAGUUGCUCGUUGCUAUCCGCCACAUCAUAAACUUCAACUUCCGGAGGAUUUUCCUGCCAAAGAUCAACGAGCUUCUAGAUGAGAGAAUCCUGAUCGGAGAUGGCCUCACCGUCCAUGAGACUAUGCGGCCGCUAGCCUAUAGUAUGCUAGCGGACCUGAUUCACCACGUCCGGGACAGACUUGAACCCGAUCAGAUCCGAAAAACGGUUGAAGUCUACACGAAGAAUCUGCAGGACAACUUCCCGGGGACGAGCUUUCAGACGAUGAGCGCAAAACUCCUCCUUAACAUGGCGGACUGCAUCGCGAAGCUGCCGAAUAAGGUGGACGCUCGCCAUCACCUGAUCAUGAUACUAAACGCCAUCGGCGACAAAUUUGCCGCGAUGAAUCGACAGUACUCGAACGCUGUGAAGCUCUCCAAGCUGCACAGCCAGCAGGCUGACGCGGCACCUGAAUCUUACCUGGCGGAUAAGGAUCAUCUCCCCGAGUGGGACGAGAUCGACAUCUUCACAGCGAUGCCCAUCAAGACUUCGAACCCACGGGAUAGGGGGGCGGGCCCAGUCUUUGAGAACAAGUUCCUGUUUAAGAACCUUAUGAGCGGUCUUAAGAGCACCUUCUACCAGCUGAAGACUUGCAAUCCUGCACCUCCUAUCGAUCCCCAGAAUGCCCCAGCUCAUUGGCAAGAUGUGUCGUACGGCUUUACCGCCGAAGAAGUCCAGGUCAUCAUCAAGCUCUUCCGAGAGGGUGCCUACGUCUUUCGAUACUACGAAAUCGAGAAGCCCGCGGCCGACUCGCAAUAUGCGUCGCCCGUCGAGUAUAUGGCUAACUUCUACAUGGUCUCGAGCAGCAAGGAGGAGAAGGACUUGCUCGAGACAUUCGCGACUGUCUUCCACUGCGUUGACCCGGCAACCUUCCACGAAGUGUUUCAGCAGGAGAUCCCACGACUUUACGACAUGAUCCAUGAGCAUACGGGACUACUACACAUACCCCAAUUCUUCCUUGCGAGCGAGGCAACGUCGCCCAGUUUCUGCGGCAUGCUCUUGCGCUUCUUGAUGGAGCGUAUUGAAGACGUGGGAUCCGCGGACGUGAAGAAGUCGUCCAUUCUCCUACGCCUCUUCAAACUAGCCUUCAUGGCUGUGACCCUUUUCGCCAGCCAGAACGAGCAGGUUCUGCUGCCCCACGUGGUUGACAUCGUCACAAAGUCUAUUGAGCUUUCCACCAAGGCUGAGGAGCCGAUGAACUACUUCCUCCUGCUCCGUUCUUUGUUUAGGAGCAUCGGAGGGGGCAAGUUUGAGCACCUAUACAAGCAGAUACUCCCCCUGCUGGAGAUGCUGUUGGAUGUGCUCAACAACCUGCUGAUGGCCGCCCGAAAGCCCGCAGAGAGAGACUUGUACGUCGAGCUCUGUCUCACCGUCCCGGCGCGGCUCAGCAACCUCUUGCCACAUCUGAGCUUCCUGAUGAGGCCGCUUGUUGUCGCUUUGAGAGCAGGCACCGACUUGGUCGGCCAGGGACUUCGAACUCUCGAACUUUGCGUCGACAACUUGACUGCUGAUUACCUGGAUCCUAUCAUGGCCCCGGUUAUCGACGAGCUCAUGACGGCGCUGUUUGACCACCUGAAACCGCAUCCAUACAGCCACUUCCACGCGCAUACAACCAUGAGGAUCCUCGGCAAGCUUGGAGGCCGGAACCGAAAGUUCAUGACCGAUGCAACCCCCGUCUCCUUCCAGACCUACGCCGACGAGUGCUCAAGCUUCGACGUUCGGCUGAUUGGGUCCAAACGGGACCGCGCAUUUCCUGCACACAUCGGCAUCGACUUGGCGAUUCAGAAGCUGAUGGAGGCCCCCAGGGCCACUAAGGGUGUUCUGCCGAAACAAUACGAUCCAUACUACAAGAAGCAAGCCCUGAAUCUGAUCAAGGCACAGGUGAAGCUGCGCAUCGGUUUCGAUACUCUGCCGGAAGACCUCCCUCGGUUAAUCCGCCUCCAGGCCCAAGACCUGGUUGCCCGGAAGUCGGAUGCCGACUUUUCCCUCUUUGAGACCUCGGACAAGCAACGCUCGAUCGCGAAGAAAGCCGACGAAGAGGGCGUACUGAAGCGACUCAUCAAGGCCGUCAUGUUCGCGCAGUCAAUCCCCGAAUUCAAGGACGAAGCGGAAGCGAUGAUGUCGGGGCUCGCCCGCCACUUCACCAUCAUCGAAGUCGGGCGGGGUUUGGUCGACUUGAAGCGCGGCUCUAGCCCAUUCAAUGUCAAGGCUGGGGAAGGACCGCUGUACCUCGACACGCGGAUCUUUUCAGACGCCCUCCUCGAGUGUCUCGCCUCCGACAAUCCCGACGUGCGUGAUGGGGCCGAGCGGACGAUAAAGGAAAUCCACAGCACGGCUGUGACAAUUUUCGGCUCUCCCAACUACGUGUCACGGCUCGCCUUCUUCAGCAGCCUGGCCUCGACCUUCUGCCACGGCUGUUACGAGGAAGAAUGGUUCACCAAGACUGGAGGAAGCCUCGGCAUCAAGAUACUCCUCACCGACGUGGACCUCGGAGAUGUAUGGGUUGCCACGAAGCAGAUGGAGUUUAUCCGGGCUCUGAUGUAUGUCAUCAAGGACAUGCCCCAGGACCUCCCUGAGAAGACUCGGAGAUCGGCUCAGACCACGUUGGAGAUCCUUCUCACGCGGAUCACGAAGAACGCCAAGAAGGAGGAUGCCCUGGCAACACCGGCCCAGCCGGGGCAGCAGCCGCAGAAGCAACCGCGCCUCGCCCAGCUAUGCAUGCUGCUAAACGGCGAACUUGCACACAUGAACCGUCACGUUCGUGCCACAGCGAAGCGAUCUCUCGAGCUCAUCGCGAAAGCCACGGGGGCGGAGAUAUGGGAACUCGUUGAGCCCUACAAGGAUCGGCUGCUGACUCCGAUCUAUGCCAAGCCGCUACGAGCCCUCCCUUUCCCCAUCCAGAUCGGGUACAUCGACGCGAUCACGUAUUACAUGUCGUUGAAGCCGGAUUUUGUGGCCUUUGACGAGCACCUCAACCGGCUCUUGAUGGAAUCGCUGGCUCUCGCCGACGCCAGUGACGAGUCGUUGGCGGGAAAGAACCUCGAGUUUAGGACCCACGAGUUCAUCGUGAACCUGCGGGUGUCAUGCAUCAAGAUCCUGAGCACUGCCAUGGGAUUCGAAGGGUUCAUGUACGGGCAGGCGAAUCCGACCCGGAGCAAGAUCGUGUCGGUCUUCUUCAAAUGCCUCUACUCGGAGUCGAAACCAACCAUCGAGGCAGCCAACGACGCCCUCAAGGCUGUCCUGUCCCACACGACUAAGCUUCCGAGGGACCUCCUUCAGGCUGGCCUCAGGCCCGUCCUUGCGAGCCUCCAAGACGCCAAGCGUCUCAGCACCCACGGCCUGGACAACCUCGCUCGCCUGCUUCGCCUGCUCACGACCUACUUUAAGGUAGAGAUCGGCUCGCGGUUGCUUGACCACGUCAAGGUCAUAGCCGAGCCAAAUGUCCUGCAACAGAUCUCGUUCACCUUCUUUGAGCAGAACCAGCAGAUGAAGGUCAUCGCUGCCGUCUUCAACAUAUUCCAUCUUCUGCCUGAUCAAGCGAGGCAGUUCAAGGAGCGGGUGAUCGACGCAGUCUUGGACCUGGAGGAGAAGCUCCGAAGGACUCACCACAGCCCGUUCCGUAUUCCGCUCUACAAAUAUCUCAACCGGUACCCGCCCGAUAUUUGGGCAUUCCUCCUGAGUAAAAUCGAGGAGCCGAAAUAUGGCCGCUUCCUCGCCCAGGUCUUGCGCCACCCAGACAGCCAGCCGCUCAGGGACUACGGGGCUGCCAACGUGGAGAUCCUGGUCAAGGCCUGCAGCGAGGUCUUGGACAAGGACACCAAGUUCGCCGCUAUCAUUAACACCAUCAACAUCCUGCACGCCCUUUGCCAGUAUCCCAACAUAGAGAUCAAGGAGCACGUCGACUGGUUGAAACAAGUCGGCAGGGAUCUCGAGCGGAAUCUGAAGGCACACACCCUGCCCCCGCCCCUGCGACUUGCCGCCAACCAAGCUGCGGAACAGCUCAUGUUCAUCUUUACAAAGUCUUUCGAGCGGAAUCCUGAGGACCUGGAUCCCCUCUUCAGCCUGGUUGAGUCGAUCACCGCGGAUGACUUGCGAGCCACGCCGGACCUUUUCUCGUAUCUCUACCGGAACAUCAUCUGCAGCGAGUCUAUCGACUUUUGGAGGACCACAGUACUUCGGUGCCUCGAUGUCUAUGCUGGGAAGAGCGCCAGCCAGAAGACCAAGUGUUUCUUGCUGCACAACAUCGUCAACCCGAUCGUGGCAAUGGACGUGAUGCGCCAUUGGAACCGGCCGGUGCAGCAUCAGCGGCUUCUGGACAAGACGGUCAUCGACUCCAUCAACACCAAGAUCUGGAGGGCGAAUCUGUCCGACCCCCAGGAAGACCUUCUCCAGCCUGGCAUCGAUCACACGCGGAUGGAGGUCCUUCAGCUCUCCGCCAUGCUUGUCAAGUACUACCACCUUAUCUUGGCAGACGCUCGUAAGGACUUCAUCAAGUUUGGCUGGACUUACAUCCGCCUUGACGACGUCAUCAACAAGCAUGCGGCGUAUGUGGUGAUAGGGUACUUCAUCGCCCACUAUGAUACUCCGGCGAAGAUCGUGACCCAGAUUUACUUCUCGCUCCUCAAGACGAAUCAUAACGAAGGCCGUGCCCUGAUCUCGCAGGCCCUGGAAUUGAUCGCGCCCGUCCUCCCGAGCCGCUGCUCUGGCCCUCCCAACGAGAGGAAUCCCGUCUGGGCGGUGGCGCCUCGCCGAAUCCUGGCAGAAGAGAGCCAGAACGUCCAGCAGAUGACCAACAUAUUCCACUUCCUUGUCAAGCACCCGGACCUGUUCUAUGACUCUCGCGACAAGUUCGCCAUGUUCAUCAUCACGUGUCUCCGCAAAGUCUCUUCUCCCCCGAAUCCUUCCAAUGAAAGCAAGAAGCUGGCAUUGCACAUGAUGUGGUUGAUCUGGAAAUGGGAACAGCGUCGUGUCGAGGGCAAGCGCAGCGAGCCCGACCGCGGAGCUUCCGAAUCGCCGGCCAGCAAGAAGCGCAAGCUCGACGACGCAAAGGCUGCGUCCCCGUCCUCGGCGAGACAGGUUGCCCCGGCAGAGAGGCCCGACUUCCAGAUCCCGGCGAUUGGCAGGCAAAAGAUGAUCAAGUAUCUCGUCGAAUUCAUCGCCCAGCUGAACGAGCGGUACCAGCUCCCAUCCGCGAAGGUGAAGGAGGCGGCGUCAGGGGCUGGGCCGGCUCUCAUGCACCAGCCCUCUCACGAACUCUGCUCUCGGGCCAUGACCCUGCUCUAUAAUCUCCUGCAGCCCCAGUACUGGGGUGACCUUGACGUCGACCUGUUUCCCAACGUCACCGACGUCGUCUUGGCCAGUGACAAGACCACUGCGGUUCUUGCGGCCGAUCCUUCCGACAAGGAGAAGUACGAUGACAAGUUCAUCACCAACAUCAUCAAUACUCUGCAGGUCGUGCGCAUCAUUCUCAAUUUCAAGUCCGAUGAGUGGGUGCUCCGGAACGUGCCGCAGAUCCAGAAGAUCCUGGAGAAGUGUCUCAAGUCGGAGAACCCCGAGUUGCAGGACUGCCUGCACACCGCCGACAAGGAACUCGACGGUGGCCGCGACCUGAAGCCGACUGUCAUGCGGAUCCUGGAUGCGGUUCCAGAAGAUGUGCCCAUGGAAGAUGCCGAUGCCGAGGGGGAACCGGAGGCACCGACUUCCGAGAUCAUCACCUUCCUGUCCGGCAUCGCCACGGAGAGCAUGAAUGCCGGCAACUACGUCUCGGGCAUCAACCUCCUCUGGUCCUUGGGGCUCCGCAGGUCCACCGUCAUCGACCAGCACGUCCCCGCGAUAAUGAAGUCGCUGCAGGCGAAGCUUGCGCGCGACCAUGUGUCGUACUACGCAACCCUGGCACAGCAGGGGAACCCUGCGGCUAGGCCGCCGCAAGACCCGAAUGCUCCGGCUGAGAUGAAUCCGUACGACCUGGAAAUCCAGACGGGCCUGAUCAUGAAAGCAAUCGAAGUCACCGCCCUCCGGAUGGAGAUUCUCGGCGACAACCGCCGGCCUUUCCUGAGCGUGCUCGCAACCCUCGUGGAGAAGUCGCUGCACAUCCCUCUGUGCGAGAAGAUCCUCGACAUGGUCGAAGGCUGGGUGUUCCGCUCCGAGGGGACGUGGCCGACUCUCAAGGAGAAGACGGCCGUGCUGCACAAGAUGCUGUCCUUCGAACAUCGGCAGGAUCCCACGAUGCUGAUGAAGUUCCUCGAUCUUGUGAUUAGGAUUUAUGAGGACCCCAAGAUCGCACGAACCGAACUCACCGUCCGGAUGGAGCACGCUUUCCUGAUCGGCACGAGAGCCCAAGACGUCGAGAUGCGGAACAGGUUUAUGGCAAUCUUCGACAGCAGCCUGUCCAAGACUGCGCGCGCCAGACUCGCCUACGUGAUCGUGUCUCAGAACUGGGACACCCUGGCCGACUCGUAUUGGCUUGCCCAGGCAUCACAGCUUCUCCUCGCCACGGUGGAGGCGAACACCGCCAUCCAGAUGCAUCACGAGGACUUCAAAAUGCUCCCGGCUUCACAGCUCUUCGGCACCCACGCCAAGGACUCGCGGGAGCCGAGCAACAUGGCCGAUGACAAGUUCGACGCCAUGAUGGCCGGUCACCGUCGGUUCGUCGGCGACCUUGGCGAUGUCAGGGUUCGCGACAUCAUCGAACCCCUAUCGCAGCUCCAGCACACCGACUCCAACCUGGCGCACGAGAUCUGGGUCGUGUUGUUCCCCAUGUUUUGGUCAGCGACCGCCCGCGAGGACCGAGGCGAUCUCGAACGUGGCAUGGUGACGUUGCUUACGAAGGACUAUCACGCCCGCCAGCUGGACAAGCGGCCCAACGUGGUGCAGUCUCUCCUCGCAGGUGCUGCCAUGGCCUGGCCGGAUUGCAAAAUCCCACCUCACGUCCUCAAGUUCGAGGCCAAGACGUACGAUGCCUGGUACACCGCCCUCGUACAACUCGAGAAGGCCGCCAUAACGCCGGAGAUCGACUCGGCGAACGUCCGGGAGAGCAACUUGGAUGCCCUCGUCGACCUCUACGCAUCGCUGUCGGAAGAAGACCUGUUUUACGGCACUUGGCGGCGGCGCUGCCAGUUUGUCGAGACCAACGCGGCCCUGUCGUUUGAGCAGAAUGGCAUGUGGGACAAGGCGCAGAAGAUGUGGGAGGCGGCACAGGUUAAAGCUCGCACCGGCGCCAUCCCCUUCUCCCAGGGCGAGUACAUGCUCUGGGAGGACCAGUGGGUGAUCUGCGCGCAGAAACUCCAGCAAUGGGAGAUCCUGCAGGACUUUGCCAAGCACGAGAACUUUCAAGAUCUGCUUCUCGAGUGCGCCUGGCGAAACACGGAGAUGUGGCAGACGCAGGAGCACAGGGAGCAGCUGGACACGCUGAUCAAGGGCGUCAUGGAUGCGCCAACUCCGAGGCGGUCCUUCUUCCAAUCUUUCAUGUCGCUCCUCAAGUUCCACAACAAGCAAGAGCCCAUCCAGGACUUCAACAGGGUGGUGGACGAGUCGAUCCAGCUGUCCAUCCGCAAGUGGCAUCAGCUCCCGAGGCGCCUCACCCAGGCCCACAUACCGCUUCUUCAGAACUUCCAGCAGCUAGUCGAGCUUCACGACGCCAGCGUCAUCUGCAACAGCCUAGCCUCGACCAACCAGGGGAACCUGGACGUCAAGUCCGGAGAGCUCAAGCUGCUGCUGGGCGCCUGGCGAGACCGCCUCCCCAACACGUGGGACGACAUCGUGGCAUGGCAGGACCUGGUGACCUGGAGGCAGCACAUAUUUGGCCUCAUCAACAACACCUAUCUCCAGCUGCUGCCACCGCAGGGCCAGAAUGCCGGUGGCGCGUCGUUCGCCUAUCGCGGCUAUCACGAGACGGCCUGGAUCAUCAACCGCUUCGCCCAUGUCGCGAGAAAGCACAGCCUCCCGGACGUCUGCAUCAGCCAACUGAGCCGCAUCUACACGCUCCCCAACAUUGAGAUACAAGAAGCUUUCCUGAAGCUAAGGGAGCAGGCUAAGUGCCACUACCAGAACCCCGACGAGCUGACUAGCGGGCUGGACGUCAUCAACAACACCAACCUCAACUACUUCAGCGCCCCGCAGAAGGCCGAGUUCUACACGCUGAAGGGCAUGUUCCUGGAGAAGCUCAAGCAGAAGGAUGAGGCCGACGCCGCCUACGGGACUGCCCUGUACUUCGACAUCACCGCCGCGAAGGCCUGGGCCGAGUGGGGCCACUUCAACGACCGCAAGUUCAAGGAGGAUCCUUCGGAUCCGACGACGGCGAAGCAGGCCCUCACGUCAUACCUGCAGGCCGCCGCGAGCUACAAGAACCACAAAUCGAGGAAGCUCAUCGCGCGCAUCCUGUGGCUCCUGAGCCUGGACGAUGCCAACGGCACCAUCGCCUCCGGAUUCGACGACUUCAAGGGCGACAUUCCUGUGUGGUAUUGGGUCACGUACAUACCCCAGCUCCUGACCGGCCUCAGCCACAAGGAGGCGCCUCGAGUCCACAGCAUCCUCCUGAAGAUCGCUAAGAGCUACCCCCAGGCGCUCUACUUCCAGCUGAGAACCAACCGGGAGGACAUGCUGGCCAUCAAGAAGAACCAGGAGGCCAAGGCGAAGAUGCGGCAGCGGGCGCAGUCGGCGGCAUCCGGCGGCAAGCCGAGCAGCUCGCCGCAGCAGCCAAGACAGGAGACGCCGGCCGCCAAGACUGCCGAGGGCUCGUCGAGGCCCGCGACGGCCAACGGAGAAGGUACGCCGCAGGUGAAGAACGAGGGCGCCGAUGCCAGCGCCGCGCCAGCCGCCUCCGCUACGCCUACCGCACCCGGUGGUGCUCCUCAAGGCGACCAGCCCGGGACCGCCGCACAGAAGAAGUAUCCGUGGGACCUGGCCGAGGAGAUCAUGAGCGUCCUCAAGACUGCUUUCCCUCUACUUGCCUUGUCCAUGGAGACCAUGGUCGAUCAGAUACAGAAGAAUUUCAAGUGCCCGCCGGACGAGGAUGCGUACCGACUCAUCGUCGCCUUGCUGAACGACGGCCUGGCAUACGUCAGCCGCAUGCCCACCUCGUACGCCAAAGACGUCAAGCUGCCCUCGGCGACCGAGACGAACAUCACCCGCUUCGCCGAGACGAUCCUGCCAACACACAUCCGGAAGACGUUCGAGGUCGAUUUCGUCGAGGUCAAGCCGACAAUGUACGAGUACAUCCACAAGCUACGCAAGUGGCGCGACAAGUUCGAGGAGAAGCUCGACCGGCGCCGCUCCCCCGUCCCGUUGGAGAGCUACUCUCCACACCUCAGCGAGUUCCGAUACCACAAGUUCGACGAGGUCGAAAUCCCGGGCCAGUACCUGCAGCUGAAGGACAAGAACCAGGACUUCAUCCGGAUCGACAGGUUCCUACCCAACGUGGACCUCGUCCGCACCAUCGGCGGUUCCCAUCGGCGGCUGAGGAUUCGCGGCCAUGAUGGCAGCGUCCAUGCCUUUGCGGUCCAACAUCCGGCGGUCAGGCAAUGUCGUCGUGAAGAGAGGAUCCUCCAGCUGUUCAGACAGCUCAAUCAGACCUUGAGCAGCAAGAAGGAGAGUCGCCGCCGGGAUCUCCAGUUCACUCUCCCGUUGAUGGUGCCUCUCGCGCCCCAUAUCCGGAUCGUGCAGGAUGACAGCUCGUACAUCACCCUCCAGGGCGUGUACGAAGACUACUGCCGGCGCAACAACGUGGCCAAGGAUGAGCCGGUGUUGUUCACCAUGGACAAGCUGAGGGGUCUUGUAGAACAUAAGGGAAUGAAACCCGGCGACCAGAACGUGACUGCCCGCCUGGAAGUGCUCUCGGCCAUUGCGGAGAAAUGGGUCAAUCACAUGGCGGUGUUGGAGUACUUCCAGCAGACCCAUCCCCAGUUUGCCGACUUCUGGCUCUUCAGACGGCGCUUCUCGUACCAGCUCGCGGCGUUGACCUUUAUGACGUACAUUCUGCAUAUCGACAAGCGGUACCCGCACAAGAUGCACAUCGCGCGCGGGUCAGGCAAUAUUUGGGGCUCGGAACUCGUGGCUUCCAUGGCGCAGAACAGGCCGUUCUUCCAUAACCAGGAGCCGGUGCCGUUCCGUCUCACGCCGAACCUCCAGACCCUGAUGGGACCCCUGGCGACAGAGGGCAUCUACAGCUGCUCGAUCAUGGCGAUCGCGCGCUGCCUGACGGAUCCCGAGUUCCAGCUGGAGCACGCGCUCACGCUCUUUGUGCGCGACGAGAUGAUGCACUGGUUCACGAGCAGCCACCGGGCGCUCAACAUCAGCGAGAACCAGCUGCGGGAGGCGGUGCAGACGAACAGCGAGAUGAUCGUUAAGAAGGCCGUCUCACUGGCAAAGGCACCGGUCGGCAACCUGCCGGCCAACCAGACGGUCAUCGACCUCAUCUCCAAGGCCGUCAACCCGAUGAACCUUGCCAUGUGCGACGCGCUCUGGAUGCCGUAUCUCUGA
Messenger RNA from Phialemonium atrogriseum, 11571 nucleotides. RefSeq lists its product as uncharacterized. NCBI's taxonomy places the organism in Eukaryota, Fungi, Ascomycota, Sordariomycetes, Cephalothecales, Cephalothecaceae. The record is from RefSeq and is a predicted model, not a curated record. Gene Ontology annotation, molecular function: protein binding. Gene Ontology annotation, biological process: regulation of DNA-templated transcription; DNA repair. Bases 1 to 11571 code for a protein of 3856 amino acids. Gene Ontology annotation, cellular component: NuA4 histone acetyltransferase complex; SAGA complex; nucleus. The transcript is spliced from 3 exons.